AUGUCUCUCCUUGCCCUCCGUGUCGAGUUACCGUCAUAUUCUCAUUCAUUUCAGAUAUCUGUUCCAGUCGCCUCCACUGUGCUUGACGUCAAGCAGGCGAUUUUCGAGUCAUGUGCAGGCUCUCCCCGUGUUGAGGGACAGCGGAUCGUGUGGCGGGGUCGUUUCCUCGGCGAUGCAGAGAAGGUAGCAGAUAUCUGGAAGUCAGAGGACGAUGCACCAGUCGUACAUCUUGCUGUUCACCCAUCGGCAUGGACGACGGCUCCCCCGGAAGUAUCUCCGCCCUCUCCAACGCCAACACAACCUCGGCCGUCAUCGUCUGUGCCGGGAAUUCAAGGGGCUCAGGCGACCCGUACAUCCCCCGUUUCCAACACGCGCCACACUGUCGCUGAACCUGUCACAUACAUGAAUUGGGGCCCGAUACAGCCCCCACCGCCUUCCGUUCGUCCACUAGCAUUCAUCGCCUUCCGACACCAGAACGCCCUUCUCGCAUUGACGCAUCAACCUCUUCUUUCUUCAACUUCGCUGGACGAUCUCGAGAUAACGCGCCAAUUAGCUGAGAACACCAUCGCAAGGCGCGGUUGGUCCUGGCCAGAAAUUCUGAACGAAGAAUUCCCUGCUGCACAAGAUGAGAGUGCCGGUAUCAAGUACGAGAAGAUCACCAUCGACGGGCACGAAUAUCUGUCAUUGGUCGACGGCUCGGGCCCACCUACACCCCUUCAAACCCAUGCCCUCAAAGUCAUCUCAUUUACAUUCCCUCUACUCUCGAUACCAUCGCCCAUAGCGACAUCGUAUGGCACCCCCGUGCCGUCACAGACCUUCCCUCUGCGGCCGCCGCGUGGCUUCGAGGCGAUCAUAGGCCAAGACAUCGCCCGGGGGCGCCAGCGGUAUCUUGAGCAGCGUGGACAGCUCGAAAUUCCUGCCUUGCCCCUUCGCGACCUCAUGAUUCCCCUGUUCCUGCUCGUCCUCCGCACUGUCUUCCUCCUAUACUUCUUCUCGCCCAUCGAGAAGCCCGUGUUCGGCAUCCUCAUCGGCGCGUGGAUGUUUUAUGAGGCGUGGAACGCUAUUCGCGCAGCCAUCGUGGAAGCAGCGCACGGCGAUGGUGCUAACGCUGCUGCGCCCCGUGAGGGAGGCGCAGAAGAACCUGCGCACAAUGGGAAUGCGAACGUGGAUAACGCAAACAAUGGUAACGGAAACGGAAACGGAAACGCGCGAGCACCAGCGGCGCCCCAGGGGCCGCGGGCGGGAACACCCAGUGGGGCGCGACAGCGGAGCCAGGGCGACGCGGUCAUCGAAUCUGUGGCAAGUCUGAAUCUACGAGCGGAGAACGACGCGCUGGAAGGACGUCCCUCCCAGCGGGCAGCGCCGACGGCAGGUCAUCGCUUGAAGACAUUCGUUCAGCUGCUUGUGCUGACCGUGCACCCGGCCGUGUGGGACCGGAGGCGCGUCGCGAUGCGGCAGCGGGAGGGGCGUGUGCGGGCCGAGGCGAAUGCACGUGAGCCACCGAGGGAAGAACAGGUUGUGACCGAGGACGCCGACAGUGGGGAAGGGGUUUCGCGGGCCGCUGAACGGGAGAGGGUCGAGAGGGCAAGGUCAGAGAUGGUUGCGGUGCAUGAGCGGAGGCCCGGGUGGGUGAAAGAGUAUAUUGAAAGAGUCCGAAGGGUAGAAUGGGUGGACGAUACAUGA
This is a messenger RNA of Heterobasidion irregulare TC 32-1, 1683 nucleotides long. RefSeq lists its product as uncharacterized. Gene Ontology annotation, molecular function: protein binding. Lineage: Eukaryota; Fungi; Basidiomycota; Agaricomycetes; Russulales; Bondarzewiaceae. The coding region runs from base 1 to 1683 and encodes 560 amino acids. The transcript is spliced from 3 exons. Gene Ontology annotation, biological process: endoplasmic reticulum unfolded protein response. The record is from RefSeq and is a predicted model, not a curated record.